Messenger RNA from Cetraspora pellucida, 1971 nucleotides. NCBI's taxonomy places the organism in Eukaryota, Fungi, Glomeromycota, Glomeromycetes, Diversisporales, Gigasporaceae. The record is from the annotation of a GenBank genome assembly.
AUGAAGAAUACUUUAGAUAAAGAUUUGGAAUCAAAUGCAAUACAUGACUUAGAUAUAGAUAUUACCAUUCAAUAUUCUGAAUUAAGAAAAUUUAAGUUUCUAGUAAAAGGAGGUUUUGGUGAGGUUUAUGAAGUACAAUGGAAUGGGCAACGCGUAGCAGCGAAAUUUGUUAUCCGUGAAGAUCCUACAAAAUCGAAAGAUUUUGAUCGCGAGUUAACACAUCUGAAAGAAUCUAAAAACUGUGCAGAAUAUAUCGUACAGUUCCUUGGAUUAUCUCAAGACCCCAGUACAGGAAAAUAUAUCUUUGUUAUGCAAUUUGCAGAGGAUGGUACUUUGAAGGAUUAUCUGAUUAAGAAAAAAGAUACGCUGGAUUUAGAUACAAAAAUCUAUUUUAACAUAGCAAUUCUCAAUGGCUUAAGAUUUUUGCACGAUAAAAAUAUAAUUCACAGAUUUGGUGAUUUGCAGCCACACGAUGGUGGAUUUUUUGCGAAACUUUAUUUUGGUCUGAGAGAAGAGCGAGAAAUAGGAAUGCCGAUGGAUUAUAUAAAAAUAUAUGAAAAAUGUUGGAUUCCAGAUCCUUCGCUUAGACCUGAAAUCUCCAACAUAUUAAAUGCUUUUAAAAAUCUUAAAAAAGAGCCAACUUGUACGGUAGACGACAUUCAAUCUACAGAUGAUAUCGAACUUACUGGGCAAUUGCAAUUAAAUCAAAUUUCAACAGCAGUUUUAGAACGGUCUAUCAAAUUUGAUACAUUUUUGCCAUUAUUUAAAAGAAUUCAGCAUUUUGAAAAAAUUAAAAUGCCCGAUUGUGAUAUGCAACUUAAUAAAAGAAUGUGUAAAACACUAAAUCAAUGCAUUAUCGAUGCGGAACAUAAUGUUAAGACACUUCAUAAUCUAGAAGAAGGCCACGAUACAUUCGCAACAGUUGAGAAUUAUGUAUACUUUCAGAUAUUCCUACAAAAUGUUGAAAAUAUUCAUGGUUUUAUUGAAAAUAUUUCUCAAAUCAGAGGAUUGCAAUUGUUUAUACAACACACUGAUUCAGAGGAUAAUACCAAGCUGAAUUUUAUUGACAUAUUUAACAAAAUAAAUGCUAAUACUCAAAAUGCCUCCACCAAUAUUGGUGGCUUAUCGUUGGAGUAUAACGAACUUUUCGAUAGCAGGACACUGGUAUUUGUAAAGAAACUUGAAAAUGAAAAUAUUCAAAAAACAUUUGAUGGAAAUAUCAUGAUCAUAAGACGUAUUUCAUAUAUAGAGGAGGACAUUCGUAUUCGAGUAGCACUUUUAAAAAAUUUAGGGGGCUUUAUAAAUAUAACAAAAUUUUAUGGUGUUAUAAAAGAUGAAUCAUCUCCUGAUUCAAUAUUUAUAGUUACAGAAUGGUCAGAGUAUGGCAAUCUAAAGGCGCUUUAUAAGAACUACUUCCUGGACUCUUCAAUUAAAUUAAAAAUUGCGUUAGAUAUAUGUAGUGGAUUAGUGUUUUUAAAUGCAGUAAACUUUUUACACCGUAAUAUUAGACCUGAAAACAUUUUAGUUACAAGUGAUUUUAGGGCUAAAAUUACAAACUUUUUUCAUAGCCGAUUGAUAACAGAUGAAACAAGAAAUUUAGACAUUAAAAUUACUGGAAUCAACUAUUCAGAAAAUUAUAGCUUUGGUGUUGUUCUUUGGGAACUUUCAAAUGAAGAGACACCAUUCGAUGGUUGUGAUGAUGAUAGUAUAACACGUUCAAUUCUCGGUAAUUCUAAGCAUCGCAAACAAUGGAAUUUUAAGAAUUCCAUGCCGAAUGAAUUUAUAAAAAUUGUUAAAAAAGCACUUGAUUAUACACCAGAAAAUCGUCCAAUGAUAUGCCAUAUGUUCAAAGUUUUAUCUGACCUAGUAAAAAAUGAUAAGCAAAAGAAUUCUCAAGGAUGUCCGAAACAUCUUGAAAGAAAGGCUUCGAUAUUAGAUAUCACCGAAGGGUUGCCGAUGGACUAUGAUUAA